CUGCUAUACUGUCUGGCAUUCCAGUUUUAAUGGCUUUAUGGCCGUCCAGACACAAUUAGGCUGUUUCCAGAAUGGCACCCAUUUGUUUUUUCUUCCUUUUCUGUGAGACUGCGCCCUGGACAAAAGGCCGAGCGGAAAUGAUCAGCUUUAUUGGAUUCUUCCCGACGGGGACGCGCAGGACUCACGGUCAUUUGGAGAAGUCUUUUGUCUCUACCUGGGAACCUUCCGCCCUCUGCUCCUCUGUUAGGCCCGACCUAAAGGAGAAGGAGCAAUAAAGCCAUCGGCUGCUUUCAAACACAGUGUGUUAAUCCCACUCUGCAGUCCUGCGCCAUAAUGAAACCACGAUCCGCCCUCUGAUUGGACGGGAGCGGCCAGGCCGGAGUCACGUGGGUGAGUUCUUUGGUCCAGAGUAAAAAUGGGCUUUGGUGUAAAUCUCGGGUGUAUUGCUGUCAUAUAUCACACUACCUCGUAAAAACGACACUGAGGAUUCUGGGCCAACAAAUCAGAGAGAAAAAAUAUGAGUUCUUAUUAUAUGGACGGUCUUCUUAGCAAAUAUACGGCGGCUGCGUCCCUCUUCUCAAACGUGGAGCGUGCGUCCUGCAGCAUUGGACCCGCAGGAGAGGACUACGGCUCGGCUGGGACUGCUGCGUUCGCUCCAUCCCUGCCUGGAGUUUACAGCGUCAACAAUGCAGUGUACCAGAGCCGGCCUGUGUUUACCUCGGGCAAUGACGCACAAACAUCCCACUCUCUGCACUGCAGCCUGUUUGACCAGAGCCGCCUGUUCCCCGACAGCUGCUGCCAUCCGGAGCCGGGACACCUCGCUCUGCCUCCGGACAAACAAUACCGGAUGUACCCCUGGAUGAGAGCAUCAGAUCCGCACAAAAAGCGGGGCCGCCAGACCUACUCCCGGUACCAGACCCUGGAGCUGGAGAAGGAGUUCCACUUCAGCCGGUACCUGACCCGCAGGAGGAGGAUCGAGAUCGCUCACACCCUCUGCCUCUCAGAGAGACAGAUCAAAAUCUGGUUCCAGAACCGCAGGAUGAAGUGGAAGAAAGACCAUAAGGAGGACCCGAGUCCUGACGGGGAAACGGAGGGUGAAACACUGGCUGCGUCAGAGCGCACAGAGCCCGGAACCGGAGACAUCCGGAGCGCUAGAUCGGAGACUGAAACACCUGCAAAAUAACGAAAGAGACAAAAUGGACACUGAAAAACUAAUAGAUAUUAAAGAGAUACACCUGCAGUUUUAAUUGUAAAGAAUGUUUGUCAAGGUUCAUGCACUUUUAAGAGCUUUGAGGAUGCAGAGGAAGGCAACAUUAACAAACAUAUAUAUUUCACCUUCUAUUAUCUAACACUAAAAACGCACUCCUGCCUUUUUGUAAGCAACAGGAGAUGUGAUGUAACCUGGUUGUACUACUGAAGCAACAUUCCUGAGCAUAAAACUACCUACUAUUUGAAUACUAACAUGAAACCACUGAAGCAGGAUGAUUAUAAAGAACUUCACACUACCUAUCUGGGUUUAUUCUCCAAGAGACGGUCGUAUUAUCCUAAUUGAAUGAUAUAUCCUGUGCGUAAAGGUGCCUUAAUAUGAAUAAAAUGCCAUUUUAUUGCACAAUUAUUAAAUAAAAUCCCUAAUACAUAAUUUAACUAGUCAAUCUAUUUUCUAAUAUGACUGCGUAUUUCUCUGACUGUUACCACGCUUAAAAAAAUCCCUCACACAUCCAGGAUUAAGUCAAAUAUUUGUUUAGUUUUGGAUGGACUCCUACCUCAGAUUCCCACUGCUUAUUACACUGUAAACAGGAAUAACCCAACGUAAAUAUUGUGACGUCUUCGUCCUGCUCUGUGAAAUAUGCUCUUGAGCGUUUUAUCAAGGUCUACAAAUAACAUCCACAAUUAUUUUACUUUGCAUAAAUGCAUUUCCCUUCAUUUUUAACCCAACACGUGCGCACACUGUGGUAUAUUUAGGCCCAGUGCCCUCAUUUCAAUGUGAAUCGUGCGUAAAAACGCGCGUCUUA
Molecule: messenger RNA, 2012 nt
Organism: Cheilinus undulatus (humphead wrasse)
Lineage: Eukaryota; Metazoa; Chordata; Actinopteri; Labriformes; Labridae
Product: homeobox protein Hox-A7-like
Exons: 3
Coding region: 518-1183 (221 amino acids)
Biological process (GO): anterior/posterior pattern specification; regulation of transcription by RNA polymerase II
Cellular component (GO): nucleus
Molecular function (GO): RNA polymerase II cis-regulatory region sequence-specific DNA binding; DNA-binding transcription factor activity, RNA polymerase II-specific
Source: RefSeq, a predicted model, not a curated record